Diprion similis is the source of this 1717-nucleotide messenger RNA. RefSeq lists its product as uncharacterized. The transcript has 4 exons. The coding region runs from base 364 to 948 and encodes 194 amino acids. NCBI's taxonomy places the organism in Eukaryota, Metazoa, Arthropoda, Insecta, Hymenoptera, Diprionidae. The record is from RefSeq and is a predicted model, not a curated record.
AUACGUACGUCGUACACGCACACAGAACCUAGCUAAUUUUAAUCCAACCUAGUCAUCAAUGUUUUCUCCCGUUACGUCAAAACGUUGCUGUGUUGCUCGCUUCGUUGACAAAUCAACAACGACGGAAUUUCAUCGGACAAUAGAAUUACUCAAUUACUUCUUACGUCCUACGCCAUUGAAAAUCGAAAUUUUUUCACAAGUACGAACGUCGACGGUACCACUGAUCUGACGAUACCGAGCCGAGUUAAGAAAAAUAAAACGAAUCGCGACCAGUCGCGACGCUAAUACAUACUCGGUUCAUGCUUGCCUGCUUGAUCGUUCUGGCAAAGAUUUUACCCACGGUUUCGCCUCGUUGAUAAAGUCAUGGUGGAUUCAGGUACAUCUGACAACUCUACAUUUCCGUCAACUCUGCUGAAUAACUUGUCAAGUUUAUCUUGGGAAUCUACAUCCGCUUUCUACGAUGUUACAAACGAAAGUACAUCGACAGAGUUUCCAGAACAAAUUGAAACCGAAAUGUCAACAAGUAUAGUAAAUACCAGCAGAAUGACUGAUAUCAUCGAAAAUCUGACCAAAGCUAUUGAUAGUGCAACAAACUCUACCCAAUCUUCCUCCAUUGAUUCAACCACCAAAGGUACUAUCUGCUCCACGACAGAAGACCCAUUCGAUGAAUUUGGACCCCCCGAAGGAGUCCAGUAUAUUUUUGUUCCUUUAGGAGUUAUGAUCUUCGUUGUAAUACUAUCUGCUGUGGUAUUAAUUAUAUCUCGAAAGCGUAAAUUGGAACGAUUGAGACACAGAUUAAUGCCGUUAUACAAUUUUGAUCCUGGGGAAGAAGGAGAAGAUGAUUGGGAAACUGAGCUGUUAGAUGAGAAUUUCGAUACUCGUCAAAAGAGACAAGGCUACCAAUCAAUGGACACGGAAGAAAAUGCAGAACUGUUCAGCAGCCGCUGAAGGAUUCGUAUUAUUUGAAAGCAAAAUAAUACUUUAAAAUAAUCAUGAUCAUUGUUACUACGCAAUAGUAUUCACUCGAUAUUAAUUAUAUACAUGUACAUAUGUACAUGUAACAAAAGAAUCCAAUCUAGUAAAGAAUCUUAAUCGUAUUAAUAGGUAGAGACGUUCAUUUCAAAGGCAGCAGCUGAAGCAAGUUUUCUCAUUUGAAUCUGAGCUCUGUAAUUUAUAGAUAUUUAGAAACCUUUAAAAAAUUCACUUGCGCGUAUUUAUCACCAUUCUAUUCAUUUUAAAUUGCAACACGUGAUAUAGAUCGUUAAGUAUUUUAGCACCUAUUCAUCACACUUGACAUUAAUAUGAACGUUUACUCAAAGCGAUUAUUAAUUAUAAUUAGUAUUAUUUUAGUUGCUUAGCGUAUCGAAAAGUUUUACUCAGUACAUACAGCAUUAACGUGUAAAUGUAUAGUAGCAUUAAUCACUGCUACGUGCAAUCAGCCAAAGAUAAUCUAACUUUUAUAUUGUUCGUAAAUAUAUUGCAAUAUUAUGAAUAUCAAAGAAUACAGCGUUGGCGCUGUAUGAAUAAAAAUGAUCUAGUCCAUAGUAUGUAAUAUAGUAAAAUCAAAUGUGAACGAUGUCUGCUGACAUAUUUGAAGUAUAUCGAUUUCAGUAUUAUCUAUUAAUAAUAGUUAAUAGCCCACACUAAUUAAGUAACUUACGUAUCCUAUUAUGCCCACUUAUUUUUGCAUAAUAAAAUGCACAAACGAUUUCCCCUA